Hemicordylus capensis (graceful crag lizard) is the source of this 3467-nucleotide messenger RNA. RefSeq names its product platelet activating factor acetylhydrolase 2 (gene PAFAH2). The record is from RefSeq and is a predicted model, not a curated record. NCBI's taxonomy places the organism in Eukaryota, Metazoa, Chordata, Lepidosauria, Squamata, Cordylidae. Gene Ontology annotation, molecular function: 1-alkyl-2-acetylglycerophosphocholine esterase activity. Bases 113 to 1282 code for a protein of 389 amino acids. The transcript has 10 exons.
CGGGCGGAAGUAUCGCCGAGACUUCGGUCUUUCCAGGUCAUCAUCCAGGCUCUUCUUCGCAGCGGCGUUUCCCGUCCAGUUUAGGCUCCCCGCUGAAGCCGAAGAAGCGAGCAUGGGGGUCACCCAGUCCUUGGAUCUGCCCCAAGGGAAGGGGUCCUACGCCGUGGGCUGCACGGAUGUGAUGGUGGGCCAGUCCCAAAAGGGUCUCUUCUUCAGAUUGUUCUAUCCCUGCAUUCCACAGAAUAACCCAGAGAAGCCCUUCUGGAUCCCCCGCUACGAAUACUAUUAUGGACUAGCUGACUACAUGAACAUGAACAGGAAAUGGUGUGCCCCCUUGCUCAGCGUGUCGUUUGGGUCAUGUAGAAUCCCCGUGAACUGGGAUGCACCUUUCAAAACAAGUUCCAGCAAGUACCCCCUGAUCAUAUUCUCCCAUGGACUAGGAGCUUUUCGAACGGUCUACUCUGCCAUCUGUGUGGAAAUGGCUUCACGUGGGUUUCUGGUGAUGGCACUUGAACACAGAGACCGCUCUGCCUCUGCCACUUAUUUUUGCAAGCUGGAGCCUGAUUCACCAGACUUCUCCACAACUCCGGUGCAGGAGGAAUGGCUUUCUUAUCGAGGUGUGCCAAAAGAUCAGAAGGAGUUUCGCUUCCGGAACCCACAGCUGCAUCAAAGAGCCAACGAGUGCAUUCGGGGGCUCAAGCUUAUCCGAAGCAUCAACAGCGGCAAGCCCAUCACCAACAUCUUGCACACAAACUUUGAUCUGACUGCACUAAAGGACAAUGUGGACUUGACAAAAGUUGCAGCCAUGGGUCACUCUUUCGGAGGAGCAACUGCCAUUUUAGCCCUUGUUAAAGAGACCCAAUUUAAAUGUGCUGUCGCCCUCGACGCCUGGAUGUUUCCUGUGGAGAACAAACUCUACCCCAAGGUGACAAAGCCCGUCCUUUUUGUCAACACGGAGUCGUUCCAGACUGCAGAAAGUGUGGCCAAAAUGAAAUGGAUCUGCUCUACAAGCAAUGAGAGCAAGAUUAUAACCAUCCUGGGUACUGUCCACCAGAGCCAGACCGACUUCACCUUCCUGGCGGGGAAUCUCCUGAACAAGGUCUACAGAACAAGAGGAACCAUCGAUCCCCACGAAGGCCUCAACCUUACCAACCAGGCUGCUCUCGCCUUCCUGCAGAAACAUCUCCAGCUGAAAGAAUCUUUUGACCAGUGGGAUGGUCUUCUGGAAGGUAUUGGCGAAUGCAUUGUUCCCAAUGGGCCCCCACAGAAAUCCAAUCUCUAGAUAUGAAAGACUUUCAAUUUUUCUGGGCAUUCUUUGUACCCCAGGUUGGCGGGGCAGGGAGCACCCUCUUUUAUAUAACAGCUGCCGAGAUAGAACACCUACAAAGAGCUUCCUGGUAGAUCUGCUGCUGAGAUGCCGUCAUGAAGGUUCCCUGAAAGUAUUCCUCGUUUCUCCAGGACUUACAGAGAGGAGAGCUCGAAGUUGUAAACAUUGCUGGAAAUCUGUCUGCUUCCCUGACUGCUUAAAAGAAAUGAGGAUUGUAGUCUUUGGGCACAGCUUUGCUGGAAAGAAAAGGGAGCUGAAUGCAAGGAUGGUCAUUUGCCGAAGGUGUGAGGUUGCAUGUUUCCCUUUGACAGAUGUUCCAGGGAAACUAGCAGCUUGUUCUUUCAGUGGUGAGAUUGCAGCUUCCUGUAUAUGAAAAACCUAAUCCAAGCAUCUGAUUUUUCCUCACCUGAGAUGACACCUAGAGGAUAAAAGACCUGGCUACUCUAGAGCUCACCAUGGAAACUAGAGUGAAUAUUAUGCCAGACUAGAGUAGCAAACGUUUCAGAGCUGUGCAGAAAUGUGUUUCUCUUCUGGAGCCAGAUUUCUUCCUACCUGCACAACCCUUCUCCAUACAUAGCACUUAUUUUCUAGAUGGUUUCACAACCAUCUUCUCUCUGCCCCCAUGCCCAAACAGCAAUGUAAAGCUUUUGGGGCAAAGACUGCUACUGGAGGAGAGCUGGUCUUGUAGUAGCAAGCAUGACUUGUCUCCUUUGCUAAGCAGGGUCUGCCCUGGUUGCAUAUGAAUGGGAGACUAGAAGUGUGAGCACUGUAAGAUAUUCCGCUCGGGGUGGAGCCGCUCUGGGAAGAGCAUCCAGGUUCCAAGUUCCCUCCCUGGCAGCAUCUCCAAGAUAGGGCUGAGAGAAACUCCAGCCUGCAACCUUGGAGAAGCCGCUGCCAGUCUGUGAAGACAAGACUAAGCUAGAUGGACCAAGGGGCUGACUCAGUAUAUAGCAGCUUCCUAUGUUCCUAUGCUUUGUAUUUGGAUCAAAUAAAACCAAAUAGGGUUUUGGUACACAGCAAGAACAAAUACUGAGUGGGAUGAAAUUGCAACUAGAAGAUUUCAAAUCUAGUGUUAACAGGGCUCAAAUGUGGCCUGACUUUUUGCCUUUUCACAUCAUCAUCCUGCAUUUGUGGCAUUAGCUGUAGUUAUGUAUCUGUAAGGAGAAGGGCAUUCCUCUCCAGCAAGCCCUCAGGGCAGGGGAAAAGAGUGUUAGUUAUUGCAGACUACAGAAGAAAUGUCUUUGUACUGAGAACAUCUGCGGAAUGAAGCCUCAUGAGCUGCCUCACUGAACCUGGGAGAUUUCGGGUAGGGCUGAGGGCUUCAUUUAAUUCAGGGGUUCUCAAAGUUGGGUCCCCAGAUGCUGGACUACAACAUCCAUAAUCCCCUGCCACUGUGUCAGGGGGUGAUGGGAGUUGUAGUCCAGCGGCAUUUGAGAACCCUUGCCAUUAACCCUGAGCAAAAGUGCGGCCUUGGAGUCAAUUAGCUCAGCUCCAUAAUUAGUCUCCCAAGGCUAGAACUAAGUCCCGGGACGCACAAAGCAGGAACAAAGCACUUCAGGUGUGACUAUUACUAUUGCGGCUCCCAAGUAUUUACAACGAGUCCAUGAUCACUUAUUUGGAUCUGGAGAAGAACCUGUCCAGAUGAGAAGGUGUGGCCACCUAAGCAACCCGGAACCUUGCUGCUGGAGGGGUUGGAAUGGGAAUCGCCACGUCCAGAUCCAUCAGUUGCGUCCUGGCCUGCACAAUUUGUGACCCAUUAAAUCCGUGCUGUCUACCAGUGACCGGAGACCCAGUGGAAGCUGCUGUUCUCACUGCUGUCGCUAAAGCAGAGCACGUGGCCAUCCACAUUCCGUGGUUGGUGAGCUACUCGUGGGAUGGUGCAUUGCAAGUCUGGUCUAGUCACACUGCACGGCUUCUGCAGUCUUGCUAGAAUUGCCAGCCAUGCACACCCCUCCCCCUGCAAAAUAUGUAGCUGGGAAAUAUGUAAGAUGCUGCUCUUGGUUGUACAAUCUUAACUUGUAUCAUAUGUUGUAUGUUGGAUGCCUGCAUUGAUUUUUUGAAGGAUUAUGAGGUAGGUGUGUGUGUGUGUGUCCCUAAUAAUGGCUGCAUUUGCGAUCCAAUAAAAACCAAAUUCACAGUA